Molecule: messenger RNA, 3876 nt
Organism: Rhineura floridana
Lineage: Eukaryota; Metazoa; Chordata; Lepidosauria; Squamata; Rhineuridae
Gene: GRIN3B
Product: glutamate ionotropic receptor NMDA type subunit 3B
Exons: 12
Coding region: 1-3810 (1269 amino acids)
Biological process (GO): synaptic transmission, glutamatergic; ionotropic glutamate receptor signaling pathway; monoatomic ion transport
Cellular component (GO): postsynaptic membrane; plasma membrane
Molecular function (GO): transmitter-gated monoatomic ion channel activity involved in regulation of postsynaptic membrane potential; NMDA glutamate receptor activity
Source: RefSeq, a predicted model, not a curated record
AUGGGACGGCCGUGCGCCCAAGAUCCCUGCGUGGAGCUUGAUCACUCAGCCAAGCCGAGCCCUGCCGCAAGCAGCUCGGCUGAUGAAGUCAAACCCUGCUGGGUCGGCUGUGCGCCCAAGAUCCCUGCGUGGGUCUUGAUCGCGCAGCCCUGCCGCAAGUAUCUCAGUUGUGCGAUCCUGAGUACCCCAAGGGGAACUCACGUGUGCAGCUACGCCAGCUGUAUCUCUACCUGCCCCACAGCUGAUGUCAUCCAUGAUGUCAGGCGUGAGGCAGGGAUUAAUGCUGUCAUGACAGAGAUUGCCAGAAUUCAUAAUGAAGCACUGAAGGGUGGAGAGAGAGUAGUGCCCCCACAAUCCUUUCGUAUUAACUGCUCCCCGACUCUGGUGGAAGAGUCGCCCUCUGCCGCCCCUAGCGGCGGCCGCCCGCCACAGCCUGGAGAGCGCGCGGCAGAGCGCAGGCGGCGGAGAGGCAGAGCGCACAACGCCGCGGCUCCUGCUGCUGCUGCGCCGUCGAAGGAGCUCCGCCGGGUGGCCGGCUCCCUCCCUCCUCCGCCCCCAAGCGCCCUCCAUGGGCGGGCCCUGGCCGGCGGCUUCCCCGCCCCCCUAGACGACCCUCCCCAGCUGCCAAGCCCGGGGCCAGGGGGGCGGAGGGGUUGGGCGCCCCCAACUUUGCCUUCUAUGGAGUUGCGCCGGGCGCCUGGCCGUGGCUGGGGGCGCCUGGCCUUCCUCCUCCUCCUCCUCCUCCUGCUCCCGGCGGGGCCGGCCAGGGGCCACCCGCAGCCCUGCCACAUCCUCGCCCGCAUCGGGCACACGGUGCGCUUGGGCGCCCUACUGCCCGCCGGCGGCGCGGACAGCCGUGUGCGCAACGCCCUGGCGCGGGCCAGCCGCGCCGCCGCCCUGCCUUACAAUCUCAGCCUGGAGGUGGUGCCCGGGGCGCCCCGGCACCGGGACCCGGCCUCGCUGGCGCGCUGGCUCUGCCAGGCGCUGGUGGUGCGCGGCGUGGCCGCCGUCCUCGCCUUCCCGGCGUCCCGGCGGGAGCUCCUGCAGCUCGACGCCGCCGCCGCCUUCCUGGAGAUCCCCUUCCUCAGCGUCCGAGAGGAGGAGGAGCUGGCGACUCCCAUGCCCUUCAGGACCCGGAACCCCUUCCACUUGCACAUGGACCGGAGCAGCGAUUUUGAGACCCUCUUGGAGCUGCUGGCCAACAUCUUCCGCUUCAACCACUGGCAUGAGGUCACCCUGGUUCUCUGCCAGGUCUGGGAUGUGUCUGGCUUUGUGGACCUCUGGACCAGCCACGCUGAGCUGGAAGGAACGGCCGUGGUCGACUUGAGCUUCCUGGAUGAGCCGGAGGCCGCCCAUCUUCUUCGCCGGCACUUAGAGGAAUACCAGGAGCUCCCCGGGCCGGCCCUGCUUUUCGGUUGCGACGCGCCUCUCUCCCAGCUGAUCUUCCGGACAGCGAAGGAGCUAGGGGUGCUUCAGGAGUUCCAUUGGGUGUUAGGGGAACCUCAGAACGUGGACAAGCUCCAAACAGAAGGGCUACCCCUGGGCCUCUUGGCCUAUGGGGAAGUAGAAAGACCAUCCCUGGAGCAGUUCAUCCAUGAUGCAGUGGAGCUGGUGUCCAGGGCCAUUUCCCAGGCUGUCUACAUCCAGCCGGAGCUCACCCUCAUCCAAAGCAUGGUGAACUGUAAUGACAAGCAUGCUGUUGCCUCCAAGUCCUCAGGACGCUACCUCUCUCAGUUUUUAGCCAACACAUCCUUCCGUGGCCAAACAGGCGAGGUCUGCGUGCGCAACACAUCCCGUGUCCACACGGAGCGCCACUACAAAGUGUGGAGCCUUUUGAAGGACUCGGUGGGCCAGCCCACAUGGGUGACAGUGGGCAGCUGGAAAGGGGGCAAAAUGGAGGUGGAGGAGGGCAUGUGGCCGCAGCGCCUGCAGCGUAGGAACCAAGUGGAGGGCUUUUGCCGCAUGAAGCUGCGGGUGGUGACUUUGGUGGAGCAUCCCUUUGUCUUUACCCGGGAGGUGGACAAAGAAGGGAACUGUCCAGCGGGUCAGCUGUGCCUGGACCCCCGCACCAACGACUCGGCUGUGCUGGACGCCCUCUUUGACGAGCUCAACUCCGAGAACGGCUCGGUGCCCAUCGAGUACCGGAAGUGUUGCUACGGUUACUGCAUCGACCUCCUGGAGAAGCUGGGCAAAGACCUUACCUUUGACUUUGACCUCUAUAUCGUGGGGGACGGGAAGUAUGGGGCAUGGAAGAAUGGGCGCUGGACUGGGCUGGUGGGGGACCUCUUGAGCGGCAUGGCCCACAUGGCAGUGACGUCCUUCAGCAUCAACUCGGCCCGCAGCCAAGUAAUCGACUUCACGAGCCCUUUCUUCUCCACCAGCUUGGGCAUCCUCGUCAGGGUCCGGGACACGGCCUCGCCCAUAGGGGCCUUCAUGUGGCCUCUGCACUGGACCAUGUGGGUGGGCAUCUUUGUGGCCCUCCACAUGACGGCCCUCUUCCUCACCCUCUACGAAUGGAAGAGCCCCUAUGGGAUGACUCCGCAUGGACGCAACCACAUGAAGAUCUUCUCCUACUCCUCGGCGCUCAACCUGUGCUACGCCAUCCUCUUUGGGCGCACCGUCUCCAGCAAGACGCCGAAAUGUUGGACCGGGCGCUUCCUGAUGAACCUCUGGGCCAUCUUCUGCCUCUUGGUCCUGUCCAGCUACACGGCCAACCUGGCUGCAGUGAUGGUCGGCGAGAAAACCUUUGAGGAGCUCUCUGGGGUUCACGACCCUAAGCUGCACCAUCCGUCGCAGGGGUUUCGCUUUGGGACCGUUUGGGAGAGCAGCGCGGAGGAAUACAUCAAGAAGAGUUUCCCAGACAUGCACGAGUACAUGCGGCGCCUCAGCGUCCCCACCACGCCUGCUGGGGUCAAAAUGCUCAAGACCAACCCUCCCAAGCUGAACGCCUUCAUCAUGGACAAGUCCCUUCUGGAUUACGAAGUGUCCAUUGACUCUGACUGCAAACUGCUAACUGUCGGAAAGCCCUUCGCUAUUGAAGGCUAUGGAAUUGGCCUCCCCCAGAACUCGCCUCUGACCUCCAACAUCUCAGAAUUCAUCAGUCGCUACAAGUCAGCUGGAUUCAUGGACCUCCUGCAUGACAAAUGGUACAAGAUGGUUCCCUGUGGGAAGCGAGUCUUCGCCGUCACUGAAACUCUGCAGAUGGGGAUCUACCACUUUUCUGGCCUGUUUGUCCUCCUUUGCAUUGGGCUGUCGGGCUCGUUGCUCACCUCCGUCGGAGAACACAUCUUCUACUGCCUCGUUUUGCCCCGCAUCCGACGCAAGAAGAAGUUCAACUACUGGCUUCACACCAGCCAGAAAAUCCACUGGGCUCUGAACAUGGGUUUGGAAGAGCAGAGGAACAAAAAACUAAAUUUGGACAAAAGGUGCAACAUUCAACAGAGUCAAGAGGAACCUGAGCCGCCCCCACCUGCCAACCGGCCAGGCUGGAAUAAUCUCCGCCGGGCAACUGUGAAGAAGGAGGACAAGCGAGUCCAUUUCAACAUCGACAAUUCGCCGGAUUCGGAAGAGGAGGGCGAGGACACCGUUUGGCACUGCAUGAACGGUCAGGAUCCGCAGCAGGGCAGCAAAGAGGCCAAGGAAAAGGAGCUGAAAGAACUAGAGAGCCAAAUCGAGGCGAUGCGAGAGCAGCUGAGGGCCGCCCUGGUGCGGAAAGGGGAGCUGAUGGUGGCCCUCGGGCCCCCGCCGAAGGCCCCUCGCCUGCCGCCCACCCUCAAAGCACUGAUCAAGGAGGCCAAGGAAGACAGGUGAUGCCGAGGGAGAGGGCCUGGCGGGCCAGGGACCCCCAUGGGAUGGCUCCAAGAGGCUCUACAAGAA